GUAUUUUAUAAUAUUCUCAAAGGGCAAGUGCGCUCUUUUUGUCUCUCUCUCUCUCUCGCUAGGUUAUCACUUCUGUUUCAAAAACCUAAUUGCUUUCCAAUCGCGGCCUAUCCCGUUUUACAGCUUCGAUAAGGGCAUGCUCUCGAACAACAGAGGCAUUGAUUUUAGGAGUUGGCAAUGGCGGGAGUGAUAAAGAAGUUCUUCAUUGCUUCAAUGUUUAUGUGGAUGGCUCCUAUUAUCAUCCUGUAUGGUUUUAACCAUGACUUGAUCCCUGGUGUAAGCCAUUUAUCUCCCCAUUCCUUGACACUGCUGAGUGGGUUUGUUGCUGUUAUAUCAGUCAACAUAGUUAUUGCAUUCUACAUUUAUAUGGCAAUGAAGGAACCUUCAGAUAAGCAUGAGCCAGAUGCAAAAUUUGUUUCUGAGGCCAAAGCUAGUGUUAGUCAGCUUACAGGUAAAGCAGAGGAUUCUUCACAAUCUCUGAAGAAAGAAGAGUAGGCUGGGCAAGCCACAAUUUCAGCACCUGGGAUGAACAGACCUCAUUGAAGUUGAGGCUGGGCUUUGAUGACAGUGCAAGAUUUUUCGUGGGACGUGACUUCCCACUGUUUAUUGUACGUUAUAUUUUGGCCUGUUCGCUGUUUUUUUUUUAUCCCAUUUCACAUGAUGUAGCAAUUAUUACCUGAAAGAUCAGCAUUUCAAGGAUGAAUUAUUUGUAAUUAUGAGUUCUGCAUGAUGACAUUGUUGUGGCAGCA
Molecule: messenger RNA, 749 nt
Organism: Hevea brasiliensis (rubber tree)
Lineage: Eukaryota; Viridiplantae; Streptophyta; Magnoliopsida; Malpighiales; Euphorbiaceae
Exons: 3
Coding region: 178-495 (105 amino acids)
Biological process (GO): vacuolar proton-transporting V-type ATPase complex assembly
Cellular component (GO): endoplasmic reticulum membrane
Source: RefSeq, a predicted model, not a curated record